AUGAACGCCUUUGUUGUGUUAGCUGGUCAUGAAGAAAUCAUUCAAUCAUAUGGCAAUGCCACUCAUUUAUACAUUACUCCAUCACUGAUUGCUAUGACAAUCAUUUGUGAAUUAUUUAGUAGUUAUGUUGAAUAUUAUGAAUUCAACAGUGUCUAUGCAACCCACCUUCAUAGACUUUAUACCAACAAAAAUAAUUUCUCCAGUCCUGCUUCUCUGAGACCAAUUGUAAAAUUUUGGUUUCAACUUCUAGUGAUAAAUCUCUGCCCAAGAGAGAAAGACCUGGAAACGCUUACUUGGUAUGACAAGAAUCUCUUGUUAUUCCACACCUACAACAUGAGAUUUAUUCUUCCUCUUACCAUUUUCAACUUCUUGAAGGAAAUUAUAAAGACUUUUCGAGAGGAAACGAAUUUCCUCAUACCUUAUGGAAGAGUUAUUUCUGAACUUUUAUAUAAGUUAGGGAUAGUUAAUGGUGAUGUUGAAGUUGAGUGGACUGAGAAGUUUGAAUUUGUUGAGUAG
Vicia faba (fava bean) is the source of this 516-nucleotide messenger RNA. Lineage: Eukaryota; Viridiplantae; Streptophyta; Magnoliopsida; Fabales; Fabaceae. The record is from the annotation of a GenBank genome assembly.